GUCAGACACGUGAUUAGUUCAGUAUGGAGGAGCUGUCCGCCGCUUUCUGAAUGACUUUCUGGUUUUAGGCGUCCGGUUCCAAGCCGCCGCAGCGCGGAUGCUUCAUGAGCAGAAAAGCCGCGCGCUUCGCCUCCAGUCUGGCAGUUAGCUGGAAGACUCCUUCGAGGUCUCCUCCAGAUUGGGUGGAACAUGACGAUCACUGCCUCUUCCAAAGAAAUUAACUGACACCCCUACUUCUCUCCUCGGCUUCGCUGUCAAGUAAAGGGCUGCAGAACGAUGAACUCUCACAGGCGACAAAUGGACGUGGGCACAGCAGCGCUCCCCUCGCAGGUUCCCUCUGCCACCUCAGCCAUCCUUCCCAUGGACCUGCGCAUUGUAGACCACUCUCACCACCACCACCAGCAGCCUCCCUUCGGCCUGGUGUCCCAGCCCCACCCCCACUCCACGCCAGCACCCUCCACUGCCUGCCCUGCAUCAUCUGAGCCAGGCAACGGACCAAUUAUUGGACGUCAGGACCAGCACCUGCAACAGGAACUGGUGGCUCUGAAGCACAAGCAGGAGCUCCAGAGGCAGCUACUGAUCGCCGAGUUUCACAGGCAACAUGAGCAGCUGUCCCGACAACAUGAAGCCCAACUGCAGGAACAUAUUAAGAGUCAACAGGACCUGCUGGCCCUCAAGCAUCAACAAGAGCUGUUGGAGCAUCACAGGAAGAUGGAGCAGCAACGUCAUGAGCAGCAGCUGGAGAAGCAGCAGCGAGAACACAAACUCCAGCAGCUUAAACACAAGGAAAGGGGACAAGAAAGUGCUGUGGCCAGCACAGAGGUAAAGAUGCGACUUCAGGAGUUUGUCCUGAACAAGAAGAAAACCCUGGCUCAGCGAAACCUAAACCACUGUCUGCCCAGUGACCCACGCUACUGGUAUGGCCGAGUCAGGAAAUUGAAGCUUCAUUUAAGGAAAACUCAGCAUAGCUCUUUGGAUCAGAGCUCACCCCCCCAAACAACACUGUCAGCGUACACCCAUCCAGUGCUGGGAGCGUUCGACUCAAAGGACGACUUUCCUUUGAGGAAAACAGCAUCCGAGCCCAACCUGAAGCGUCGUUCGUGGUUAAAGCAGAAAGUGACGGAGCGCCGAAGCAGCCCUCUGCUCCGCAGGAAAGAUGGACAAAUCACUAGUGCCAAGAAGAGAUCCCUCGACAUCGCUGACUCUGCAUGCAACAGUGCACCAGGCUCGGGCCCCAGCUCCCCCAACAACAGCUCCAGUAACAUCCCCAGUGAAAACGGCGUCCCCAUCUCUAACAGCCCAGGAGAGGCCUCUCUGAUUCAGAGGCUGGCUUGCAGGGAGGGUUCGAUCAGCCAGCUGUCUCUCUACUCAUCGCCUUCUCUGCCCAACAUUACUUUAGGACUGCCCGCCUCGGGCCCUGCAAGCUCUGUGGUAUCGGGACACCAAGAUGGCGAGAGUCAUUUGUCGCUGCCAGCGCUUCAGCCGGGCAUUCCACUGACCCCGGCUUUUCUGCCCACCUCCCACCUGCCAUCCUACUUGGCCUCAUCAGCAUUGGAAAGGGAGGUUCCUGGAGGGGUCGCGGCUGGCCACAGCCCCCUCCUCCAACACAUGGUGCUAAUGGAGCAGAGCCACGGAUCAAUGGUCGGUCUUGGUGGCCUCCCUCUCCAGUCUCCCACCGUCUCCAAGCUGGUGCGUGGCCACCGUCCCCUGGGAAGGACCCAGUCGGCGCCUCUCCCCCAGCAGCCGUGCGGACAGGCCCAGGCUCUGCAGCAGCUGGUGGUCCAGCAGCAGCACCAGCAGUUCCUGGAAAAGCACAAACAACUGUUCCAACAGCAGCAGCAACAGCAGCACAUCAUCAAUAAGAUUAUGUCUAAGCCCAGUGAUCAGGCUGCAGUUUCUGGGACCUCUGUGCCCGGUAGGCAGCAUCAGAGCCACCCAGAGGAGACAGAAGAAGAGCUCAGGGAGCACCAGGGACUUGCCUUGUCCUCGUCAUCAUCGUCUACUUCAUCUGGACCAGAAACAGGGUUGAUACGGGGUUUGGUCAUCAAGCAGGAACCUCCAGACCUCCAAGAGCAAGAAGAGAGGGAGCAACAGGACCACAGGGAGAGACAGGCUGAGGGAGACUUCAUGUUUAAACAGCAAGCGAUGCUCUUAGAGCAGCAACGCAUCCAGCAGCUGAGGAGCUACCGAGCCUCCAUGGAAGUAGCUGGGUUACCAGUCAACAUGGCUGCACACCGUCCUCUGUUCAGGACUCAGUCGUCUCCGGCGUCUGCUUCCUUUCCUAUUGCAGUCCAGGAGCCACCAGUGAAGCAUCGAUUUACUACAGGUCUAGUGUAUGACUCCUUGAUGCAGAAACAUCAGUGCAUCUGCGGCAACGCCACCAUUCAUCCUGAGCAUGCCGGCCGAAUUCAGAGUAUCUGGUCCCGGCUGCAAGAAACGGGCCUCAGGGCUCAGUGUGAGUAUAUCCGUGGUAGAAAGGCCUCACAGGAGGAGCUCCAGACGGUGCACUCUGAGGCCCACGUCCAGCUGUAUGGGACCAACCCGCUGCGACAGAAACUAGACUGUUCUGUGAACCCCAUGUUUGUGAGGUUACCAUGCGGAGGCAUCGGGGUGGACAGCGACACAAUAUGGAAUGAGAUCCAUUCAUCCACAGCUGCUCGUCUGGCCGUCGGAUCUGUGGUGGAGCUGGUUUUCAAAGUAGCAACGGGGGAGCUGAAGAAUGGUUUUGCUGUAGUACGACCACCUGGACACCAUGCUGAAGAGAGCACACCUAUGGGCUUCUGUUAUUUCAAUUCUGUCGCCAUUGCAGCCAAGCUCCUGCAGCAGAGGCUUAAUGUCAGCAAAAUCCUCAUUGUUGACUGGGAUGUGCACCACGGUAAUGGCACCCAGCAGGCCUUCUACGCAGACCCCAGCGUGCUUUAUCUAUCCCUGCACCGCUAUGAUGAUGGGAACUUCUUCCCAGGCAGUGGAGCCCCAGACGAGGUGGGCAGCGGUGCGGGUUUGGGCUUCAACGUGAACAUGGCAUUUACUGGAGGGCUUGAACCUCCCAUGGGAGAUGCAGAAUAUCUAGCUGCCUUCAGAACGGUGGUAAUGCCCAUCGCCAACGAGUUUGCCCCAGAUGUGGUUCUGGUGUCCUCUGGCUUUGAUGCAGUGGAUGGACAUGCCCCUCCUCUGGGAGGAUACAAACUUACCGCCAAAUGCUUCAGCUACCUGACCAGGCAGCUGAUGGGCCUGGCCGGCGGUCGCUUGGUGCUUGCCCUGGAAGGGGGUCAUGACCUCACAGCUAUAUGUGAUGCCUCUGAAGCCUGCAUUUCUGCUCUGCUUGGCAAUGAGUUGGACCCCAUUCCUUUUGAGGUGCUGCAGCAGAAACCAAACGCCAACGCUGUGCGCUCCAUGGAGAAAGUAAUCGAAGUUCAAAGUAAAUAUUGGCGUUCCCUGCAGCGCUCUGCUUCCACACUCGGCUGUUCUUUGAGCGAAGUGCUGCAGCACGAUGCGGAGGAAGCUGAAACUGUCUCAGCCAUGGCAUCAUUGUCUGUCGCCAACAAGCACAUCGGAAAGAGAACUGAAGAGGAGCCAAUGGAGGAAGAAGCUCCGAUGUAAAAGAAAUAAACAUGGUUAUUCUUCGACCACCAAGAGCUGUGUUCAGCAUUGAAAGGCUCCUCAUCCGUCAGUCAGUCUGGAUUCCUAGUAUGUUUCUUUGUGUCACUACUGUUGGACCUGGUCGUACCCCUCGAAUGACACCAGGAGCUGAAAAAAGUGGCCUUUGAAGUGGAAGCAGACAGUAAAAGAUGAGCUCACGCCAGUUAGUUGCACACGGUUCACAUUCUAUUCGUUGGACACAAGCGCCAGUUAUCCAUCCCACAGAGUCACCCUCCAGCACCGGUGAUUUUUAAAAAUUUUUAAACACUAAACUUGUACAUUUUGACUGCAUGUCUGAACCAAACUGAUACAUACAGCAGUCUUCUACUUAUGUUUUUUUUUUGUGAAUUAUCAAAAGCACCUGAGCUGUUAUUAACUCUGCACUAAAGGAUGGAUUCCAGCUUUUUUAAGGCAUCCAGCUGAGAGGGAAAAACACGUUGAGUACCCUUCAUAUUUUCCGAGGUAAAGUUACACUUUUUCCAAGGAUUCAGACAGUUUCUGAGUGUUUGUGCCUUUUUUUUGUUUCGUUUUGAAAUGAAUGGAUUUUCUGUUGAGCUCCACUUAUAGAGCUUUGCCUUAAGUAUGGAUUUUGGAUCAAGAAAUCUUCUCAGCAUCUACUUAGAAGUUUCUAUCCUGGCAAGACAUGAGCUGCCUGCAUGUUUCUGGCACAUAGACUCGAAGGCAUUGGCAUGUUUACCUGUAUUAUUCUGCAAGCAGUCUACUAUCUUUCCCUCCAUUUCCUUAAGUAUUCUUUCCUUUUUGUAAGAUCAUGGAAGGUAGUUCUCAGACAAAAGUAGGAGACAAGUUUAUGAAUGCUAAAAAGAAGAGGCUAUUAUGUUUUGUGGAUAAAACUAUCUACUUUUUUUUGCCAUUAUCAACAUAAAGAGUGGUAAAGGAAUGGGUUGAUACAGUAGAAUUUCUGCCGCAUUUCUAAGAUUAUUAAAGAGUGUAAUUAGCCUCAUCUGGGCCAAUUUGUUUUAACCGUCCCACCUGGGAUUCUCCAGAGGGGUUUUCUGGAGCUGUUGUUACUCUCACAGCUGGUUAAGCAUCUUUAAGUCCUCGUUAGAAACACAUCUGCUACCCAAAUGUCAGGUGCUGUGGAGCAGGUAGCCGAACAUCCCCAACUGGUCAUGUAUAAUGAAAUGCAAGCUGUUCUUCAUCAAUAUGAAGCAGUGCACACACCAACUAUGAUUGUACAUUUAUAACCAAUUUAAGAUUUAUUGGAUCAGAUUUUAUGUUUCCUGUCCUCCAUUUUUUCGUGUCUUUAAACAUCAGAGGUUUGUUUGUAAGGCUACAUUAUCCACUAGGGGGCAAACUGCCUAAAGUGGCCUCAGGAUUUUAUUUUGAAAGCGAGAAGCUUCAGACUCAAUGCCACUCUGAGAUAUAAGCCGAAACCAUUUCUGGUUUAUGCAUAACGGAAAAAAGCGCUGUUUAAUUUGUACUGUUGAUUGCAGUCUGCAAGUUUACCACUAGAUGGCAAUAGAACAGUCAACUAGUGCUUAUAUCUUUCUAAAUCCAGGAUUAUGUUUAGUUUGUGCAUUAUGGACACGGGGAUAUGUUUAAAUUGUUAUACUUUAACAACAUUUUAAUUUAAAAACUGAAUAUAAAAAACAUGCUUGAUGCAACAUCUUUUUUUUCAACGUUUCAACCAUAUAUCUAUUAUUUUCCUCAAGUAUGGGAAAACUACCUUCUGACUUUUUCCUCUCUGCAAUUCACACAAUUGUGGUUUUGUGAGCAUAAAGCACUGAUCUGAGGAGUCUUACCACAAACCAUAAUAUCAUUAAUUCCUGUGCUGUUUAGUGACAUUUUAUGACUUUUUGUGGAAACCAUUCACACUUUUUCUCUGUUACUUUGUAAAGCCGACCCACUUCAGAAGAGGUGAGCAUUCAGACUGUUUCAUAAUGGACAUUAUAUGCCAACAUUUUUGGGUUUGUGGAUUAUUUUUGGGGGGAGGGCAGUCAGGUUGAUGAAAACGUUUCUACUUUGUAAAUUGAUGGAUAAUUGUGUAUUUAGUGUCUGUUUAUAGUAGAUUUAUAUAUAAGAGAAACUAUAUUAUAUAUAUUAUAUAUAUAUAUAUAUAUAUAUAUAUAUACAUAUUGAAUACUUUGAUCUUUACAAAACAACACUGAUGGUUUCUAUCGGUCUUAUGUGCUGUCGGCCCUUUUUAAUACUGUUACUGAAGGCACCUUGACUGUCCUAUCAAUGUUUAUAGCAUUUUCUGUCACUUAUUUAUCUGUACCACAAACACUGUUACAGUAAGCCCCACAUAUUUGUGCACAUAUCUGUACCAUUCAAUGUGCUGGAUGCUGUGUUUCUCUUUAGUUUUAGAACAGCAAUCUGUCUGGGGGGGUGGACCAUUAGUGAGAAAUUUGACUUUCCUUAUUUUCCCUGUUUCUCAAUCUUUGAACCAUUGCUCUUUAGAGAGGUAUAGACAGUCAGUUGUUCCUGCAGACUCUAAAACUGAGAAAUUGAUGAUGGAGUUCUUUGUUAAUAACCAUAAUAACUAUAAUAUACACAGUUGCAAAAAUGUCACCUAUUUAAAUUAACAUAUUCAAAUUAAUUCCUCUUCAGUUUAAGCCUUUUUUUUUUUUUACCUCUUUUCCAAACAAAAGUCAUUCGGGGAGUUCCACCUGCAGGAUAGAUACUAACUGCUCAUGUUCUCUUUACAUAACCCCAAUUAAAGAAUCUAAGGCUGACCUUUUAAGGUUAAUAAGAUCAUCCUCAUUAGUUCCUUAAAAUAAUAAGGUGUAAUCAGUUAUCUGCUCCUCAGUUUUUCUUUGCAAUUAAAUCAAGUUUUCCACAUUUCCAGACAUUAUUCUCAGUUUUAAUUUUUUUUUUUUAACCAAUUUAAAAUACCAAAGCAGAUAUUUUUUAAUCUCACUAUCAAAAAACUGUUAGAUAUUGAAUUUUUUUUUUUGGG
This is a messenger RNA of Cyprinodon variegatus (sheepshead minnow), 6559 nucleotides long. RefSeq names its product histone deacetylase 4-like (gene hdac4). Gene Ontology annotation, cellular component: histone deacetylase complex. Gene Ontology annotation, molecular function: histone deacetylase activity. The transcript is spliced from 28 exons. Lineage: Eukaryota; Metazoa; Chordata; Actinopteri; Cyprinodontiformes; Cyprinodontidae. Gene Ontology annotation, biological process: negative regulation of transcription by RNA polymerase II; chromatin organization. The record is from RefSeq and is a predicted model, not a curated record. Bases 277 to 3600 code for a protein of 1107 amino acids.